Drosophila serrata is the source of this 881-nucleotide messenger RNA. RefSeq lists its product as uncharacterized. Lineage: Eukaryota; Metazoa; Arthropoda; Insecta; Diptera; Drosophilidae. The record is from RefSeq and is a predicted model, not a curated record.
AUGUUCACCUGCAAACGGAAGCUUCAGGCUGCAGUACAACUACUACUGCUACUCCUGAGCCUUCGUCUGGGAUUUGGGCUGACGCAGAAUUCCAGCCAUGAGCUAGCCACUGGACGCUCGGAGAAUCAGCUUGAUCUGCCUAGCUCGGUGGCUGCCAAGAGUUUUGAGCCACUACCAGAAUUCUACAGAGGUCCAGGGUCAAGUUCCAACAAUCAUCAUUCAUUGGGAAGUGUGGGUGAAAGUCUCAGCGAAACAUACAACAAGUGGAAAGCCUUAGGUAACAGUCAAGGAAAUAUCCAGGAGCGCAUCAGUGUGGGUCAUCACCAAGGCAGUGCUGGAGCUGUCGCAUCCCAUGCUCCACCUGUGGGCAGCUUUGAGACUAACUCCCAUCCAUAUCCCUAUGAGUAUUCUCACAGUAGCGGAGGUGCUGGACCUGGACUACCAGCUGGAGGUGCAUCGGGGGCUUACUUUGGCAGUUCUAGUGUGGAGGCGCCGAUUCCAUUUGAUGUGUACGGAUCGCGUCCAGGUCAUCAUGGCUUGGGUCACAGCCAUUAUUCCACAUCGGAAUAUGCGUAUCCCUAUCACUUGGAUCACCAUGAAGUAGCCACUCUCAAGGGGCCGGGAUACGGAAAGGGACCAUCUAAAGGCCUCUUAGCUAAAAGUUUCCUCAUCCCUCUGGCCAGUGCUGCUGUCCUGGGAAUUGCAGCCGCCUUGAUAAGCAAUCCCCUGCUCCUCCAACUAGGCACUGUAUCUGGACUUGGAACGUCAUUUGUCGGGAAACGUAAACGCCGGGCGGCAGGCUCUCGUCAUCGCCUAAAUCUGGUAACAACUUAAGCCCAUAAACACAUACCAUUAAUAUGCCAUUCACGAAAGAAGGACAA